AUGGACAUGAACGAGAUUGAUAGCAUUCAGAUUACACAAGUACCUGCAGAGACAACAUACUAUGAUGUCAUGAAGGGUAGCCACCGUUGGGAGGUACCAGUUCACGACCAUGGCAAAGUUGCUCUGGUUGAUGCUAUGCCAAGACUGGCACCAGAGGGACAGACUGCCGACUUUGCUAUCGUCCAGGCUGCCCGUGUGUCUUAUGGCGCUGGCACUAAGAAGGUCAGUGAGGACAAGGGACUGAUCAGAUACUUGUUCAGACAUCAACACACCUCGCCAUUCGAGAUGAUUGAGUUCAAGUUCCACUGUGUCAUGCCAGUCUUCAUUGCUCGUCAGUGGAUCAGACACAGGACCGCCAGCGUCAACGAGUACAGUGCCCGUUACUCUGUUAUGCCCGACAAGUUCUAUCAUCCAUCGGCUGAGGACGUGAGAAAGCAGUCGACCACCAACCGCCAGGGUGGUGAGGAGCCAAUCGACACCAAGACCGCCCAAGAGUUCUUGGACUACCUUGACCAAUGUGAGGCAUCAUACAAGACCUACUCUGGACUGCUCGAGAAGGGAGUGUCACGUGAGCUCGGUCGCAUUGGCCUGCCUGUCAGCGUGUACACUGAGUGGUACUGGAAGAUUGACCUCCACAACCUGUUCCACUUCCUCAGACUGCGCAUGGACUCUCACUCACAGAAGGAGAUCAGAGACUAUGCCAACACCAUCUUUGCUCUGAUACGCCCAAUCGUCCCCAUCGCCUGUGAGGCCUUCCUCGACUACUCCUUCGAGUCGGUCCGUCUGACCCGUCUGGAGAUUGAGGCCAUCCGCACUGGCAAGCCACUCAACACUAGCAACAAGCGUGAGACUGAGGAGUGGGAGUCCAAGAGGACAAUGCUUGGCCUGCCAGCUCCCGUCAAGGAGGGAGAGCAGCCAGCUCAGCAGCAACAGCAAGAGACCAAGCCACAUGCC
Molecule: messenger RNA, 954 nt
Organism: Acytostelium subglobosum LB1
Lineage: Eukaryota; Evosea; Eumycetozoa; Acytosteliales; Acytosteliaceae
Exons: 3
Biological process (GO): dTMP biosynthetic process
Molecular function (GO): thymidylate synthase (FAD) activity; NADPH binding; thymidylate synthase activity
Source: RefSeq, a predicted model, not a curated record